AUGAUUUACUUAAUAAUAGUUUCAGCAUUUUCCGGAGCAAUCAUUACGCUGCUAUUACAGUUACUGCUGCUCUACCGGAGAAGCCCGGAGCCAAUAGCUAGGACAGUGCAAUAUGUCAAAGCAGUGCCUGAUCCCGCAUUGAAGGAUUACUUUAAUAACCAACAUUCUGAAUUAGGCCAGCCGCAGCAAGACAAUACAGCAUCUAUUAUAUCCAAACAACAAGAGGCCGCUUCUCCAAGGCAACAGGAAACGAAUGUUCUCAGCUGUAGCCCCAAACAACAGGCACAGUCGCCGCCGCCUUCUCAAAGCGAGACCCCCCAAACAUCCAAAGCGGAGACGUGCGAUUUUCUGAACGCUAUAUUUUUAUUUCUGUUCCGGGAGCUUCGUGACACACCGGUCGUCAGACACUGGAUCACCAAAAAGAUCAAGGUGGAGUUUGAGGAGCUGCUACAAACCAAGACAGCUGGGAGGUUGUUGGAGGGACUAAGUCUUCGGGAUAUAUCACUGGGCAAUUCUUUGCCGGUGUUCAAGACGGCAAAACUUAUGAAGCCAGUGGCCCUUGAUGAGGACGAAAUGCCAGAGGAGCUCAAUUUCGAGGUGGAUCUCGAGUACAACGGCGGGUUCCACCUAGCAAUCGAUGUAGAUUUAGUAUUUGGGAAAUCUGCCUACUUAUUUGUCAAGAUGACCCGUGUGGUUGGGCGUCUGAGGCUUCAGUUCACUCACAUGCCUUUUACGCACUGGUCUUUCUCGUUUCUCGAGGAUCCACUAAUAGACUUCGAGGUUAAGUCACAAUUUGAAGGCCGUCCCCUUCCACAGCUCACCUCUAUUAUCGUGAACCAGUUGAAGAGAGUCAUCAAGAAGAAACAUACGUUGCCAAAUUACAAAAUAAGGUACAAGCCCUUCUUCCCAUUUCAAGUGCAGCCCCCCUUGGGCUCCUCCUGUGACCCUGACCUGUCCAUUCAGGACACGCGACUGGUGGAGGGCAGACUGAGGGUCACCUUAGUUGAAUGUAGCAGGCUUUUCAUUCUGGGAUCCUAUGAUAGGAAGGCAUAUGUGCACUGUACCUUCGAGCUGAGCGCUGACGAGUGGAGAGAGAAGACUCGUAGCUCCAUUAAAAAGACAGAGCUGAUCAAAGGUCCCACAGGGAGUGUGGGAAUGACCUUCAGGCAUGUUCCGGCCAGUGAGGGGGAUGCUGUUCAUGUGAGCAUUGAGACUGUCACCCCAAAUUCCCCUGCUGCCCAGGCCGACCUUCAGAAGGGUGACCGACUUAUUGCUAUUGGAGGUGUCAAAGUGACAUCCUCUGUCCAAGUGCCGAAACUCCUGAAACAAGCUGGUGACAGGGUUCUGGUCCUUUAUGAAAGGCCUGUCCGUCACCAGGUCCCUGCAGUAGGCCUGGCAACUCCUCAGGAGACCCAGGGACCCCUGGAAGAACCAAGUUUCCCACCACAGCCUGCGGGUUAUGAGGAAGAUCCAGCCACCAUCACCACUAUGGAAAUGACUGAAAACAAAGACAAUGAUUCUGAGUUUGAGGAGUUGAUAGUAGAGUCCAGGCCAACCGGUGUCCCAGUCAGUGCUGACCCCAAGGAAGACUUAUUGCUCUCUGUAAACCAAAGCCCUAAAAAGACUGUGGCCAACUUAGCCUCCAAGCCCCUCGGCACCAUAUCGCCUAUCCUGAACCGCAAACUUAAUUUGUCCGGUCUUCAGUCCCCCCUCAAACCCCAGCCCAAAGAAUCACCAAAGCCCUCGCCACACAAGAGUGCCGAACAACCUGAAGCCCCUCAGCGACCGACUGUGCCCCCACCUCCACCACCUGUUCGUCCCCCAGUUCCACCCAGACCCCACAUAAAGGUGACAUCGGCCACUUCUGAAACCCAAAACUUGCUGGAAGGCAAUGACCCUACAGCGGAGAAAACCCCAGAAAAAUCCUUGCCCAACAUGAGCAAUGGAGACAAAACUGCAGCUGAGAGGACUCUGGUCAAACCACCUGAGCCAAAGCCUGCAAGCAAGCCACCAGAAUCCAGUGAGGAGAUCCCAACAUCACCAGUUGGAAGUAAACAAGAACCAGCCAAAGACAAGAUAUCUGAGAGCUCCUCCAUCACAAAGGAGUGUGUUGAUGGACAAGGCCUUUGGGAAUCCUCUGAAGCCAUGUUUCACAACAGACAGGCUCGGUGGAACAAGUCCUCAGUUGUCUUUGAGGUGGAAAGCAAUCACAAAUAUCUUAAUGUAGCGCUUUGGAGCAAGGACCCAUUCAAGCUGGGUUCCCUCCUCUGCUUAGGGCAUGUUAGCUUACGUCUGGAGCAUAUAGCCCUGGAGUGUUUGUCCACGUCAUCAGCUGAGUAUCAAAACACCUUCCGUCUGUGUGCACCUGAGCCGCGGGCCAGUGUCAGUCGCACUGCACUGCGAAGCUUAAGCACCCAUAAAGGUUUCAAUGAGAAGCUUUGUUAUGGUGAUAUUACCCUUAACUUCACAUACUUGGGAGAAGGAGAAUCAGAUCUCUCCAGUGGAAUGAGUGAGCGAGAACAUGAGGGAAGCCUUCAGGAUGAGGAACUAAAGGAGAGAGACAGGGAGAGGGAGCAGUUACAGACACAAGCCCGUGACGACGUGGGAUUCAGCCUCACGUCAGCUGGGGAAUUGCGACACAAUUUCCAGGAUACACAGUUCCAGAAUCCUACAUGGUGUGAGUACUGCAAAAAGAAAGUAUGGACUAAGGCUGCUUCACAAUGCAUGAUCUGUGCUUAUGUCUGUCACAAGAAGUGUCAGGAGAAGUGCCUUGCUGAAUAUCCCCAGUGUGUUGGGAGUGCAGAUCGGCGGAGUGCAGACCCUGAGGCAAAGUCCACCAUCAAUCGGGCAACCACAGGAAUCACACGCCACAUCAUCAACACCAGCUCUCGCCUGCUUAACUUACGCCAAGUACCCAAGACCAGGCUUGCAGAACAAAUGGCAGAAGUGGGACCAGGGCCAGUGGAACCUUCCCCAAAGCACACCCCCAACACCUCAGACAAUGAGAGCAGUGACACAGAGACUUAUGCUGGUGCCAGUCCUUCAAAACAACCUUCUGGUGGGAGUGGUGCCACAACAAAGCUAGUGCGUAAGGAAGGUGGAUUAGAUGACAGUGUGUUCAUUGCAGUGAAGGAGAUUGGUCGGGAUCUGUAUCGGGGGCUUCCCACAGAUGAGCGCUCACAGAAGCUAGAGCUAAUGCUGGACAAGCUACAGCAGGAGAUCGACCAGGAGUUGGAGCACAACAAUGCCCUAAUAGUGGAAGAGCGAGAGGCAGCUGAUGCACGCAAGAAGGCCUUGAUAACAGCAGCCCUGGCCAAGUCAGGUGAACGCCUUCAGGCAUUGACUCUACUUAUGAUCCAUUAUCGAGCUGGUAUCGAAGACCUGGAAUCUAUAGAGAGCACCUCACCAUCAGAGCAACAUGGUUUCCCAAAAUCAAAAUCUGGGGCCUUGGAGGAUGCUCUUAUAGGCACAGAAGUGUAUGACAGUGAUAUAAGUAGCCCAGUGGAUGUUCAACUACUUGAUGACAUCACAGAGGAGCAGAUCUGUGUAGAGGCUUUACCUUGAAACUGUUGGCCUAUGCAAUGGGGCUUUGGACUCAGUAGAGCAUUUUAAACUGGAUCUUCAGUUUGUUGGCAAAUGUGUAUCAUAGCUAAGACUAUCUGGUAGUAAAGAUGAAUGAUGUCCAAUCACGAUCAUAAAUCAGUUCUAGUGAUAGAGUAACAUGCAAGGAGGUAAAUUGGAUGUUUAACCAGUUUUCUGGACCACCAUUUUGCCAUUCUGUUUUCUCUGCUGAGGACAUGGGACUAUGUGUGAGAUGAAACUUGAAGUUCUUUGUUCACAUAUAAGUGGAGUAUGGAGAACUACAAGACUCAGACCAGGCGCAGGUUCUUGUAGUAUGUUGCUACUUGUCACCUGGGGUAUUUGU
Messenger RNA from Chanos chanos (milkfish), 3925 nucleotides. It is a transcript of the gene pdzd8, whose product is annotated as PDZ domain containing 8. Gene Ontology annotation, cellular component: mitochondria-associated endoplasmic reticulum membrane contact site. The transcript has 5 exons. Gene Ontology annotation, biological process: mitochondrial calcium ion homeostasis. Lineage: Eukaryota; Metazoa; Chordata; Actinopteri; Gonorynchiformes; Chanidae. Gene Ontology annotation, molecular function: protein binding; lipid binding. Bases 1 to 3564 code for a protein of 1187 amino acids. The record is from RefSeq and is a predicted model, not a curated record.